Molecule: messenger RNA, 1275 nt
Organism: Clonostachys rhizophaga
Lineage: Eukaryota; Fungi; Ascomycota; Sordariomycetes; Hypocreales; Bionectriaceae
Source: the annotation of a GenBank genome assembly
AUGCAACUACGUUUCAACACGCCUCCAACCUCGACAGGAGGGGUUGGUAGUGCAUCACAGGCAGACGGCGUAAUGCAUGAGUUGCCUGAGUUCACUCCUUCUCAGCUGGAUCAACUUGCUCUGCUGGCUGAAUACGGGCUCGGGCCGAUGAAAGACAACCUCCGCCAGCAAUGGCUUGCGAUGGACAAGAAGCAGGCGAAGCCCCUCGUCGAAGACAUGGUCCGAACCAUGAUGGAACACGCCAACAGCCCAGCUGAGAGAUUCAAGAAAGCAUACAAGGCACAAGUCGAUAACCUCUUGUCCAACAACUGCCACCACGUCACGGAUUGGAGCUGGACAGCGCUUGAGCGUGCUCGUGACGAAAUCAUGCAGGUCGCCUUCAUCCAAGAGAACUAUGGACUGACCGCAAUGACUUCGUGGACCACUAUUGGAAUUCUUUUCUGGGCGCUGUCUUCAAGAAUGGUGACCGCGGCUGAUGCGGCAGUCGAGAAAGUGGUCGAGCAGUACGUGGAGCGGUACCACCUCCUCGACAAGAUUCCGACCGCUAUUCUGGCAUUCGAGCUCUACAAGAGAUGUCGAAGCGGCGUCUUCAUCAUUAUUGAUUGCCCCAAGGAUGUCCGUGGCCCACUGGCGAUCAAACCUGCCACGUCCACCAAGAAAUUCACGGACAAGAAAUUCAUAGAGAUCAACUGCUUGCCUCGAAUGGAGUUUUCGGCCAAGUCCAACUACAGUCUCGAACUCAUGAUCAUCGAUUCCCGAGUGAAGAGACAGGAGCACGUUAAACCUGUUCGCCUACCGCCAUACUUCCUCGACGUCGAAGAGGAAAAGGUCUGGCGCCGCGACACCGUGUUGGCUAAACACAAAGACCUUUUCAAUCAACUGGAGACCCAGAAGGAAGACGAUUCAGGACUUGCGGAGCAAGUCAAAGCUCUGGAUGGGGGAGAGAUCGCGGUCCUCCCACUUGAUGUCAAGGCUGGAAUCUCCUUCCUUGCCCAACGAUUCGGCCUUGCCGAAACAAUCGCGACACUCAAUGAAGCGACUGAUGCCAAGAUCACACACACCACCAUGGCCACUGUGAAGAGACUUAACGCUGACGCCUGGUCGGGUAAGUCGAUUCGAGGAGUUGCAGGUAUUGUCGGCACAAUGGGUUCGACUGGUGAGAAUUGCGACGUGGGCAAAAUGAUGGCCAAGAUGAGCUACAUCAGAUCUGAAGCGGCCCGUCUCAUGAAGCGCGAUAUCGAUGACCUCCGCGCCUUGAGAGAACGCCGUAUCUGA